UUGAUGGUGAAUGGGCUGAUUGGUCGGCGUGGACUACCUGCUCAGCGUCUUGUUCGAAUGGAGGAACAGCAAGUGGUACCAAAACUAGAACACGCACAUGCACAGACCCGGAACCAAAAUAUGACGGGAAACAGUGUUCCGGAAAUAGUGCAGAGACAAUAGCGUGCUCAAGCACCACACCUUGUCCAAUUGAUGGUAACUGGGGAUCAUGGGGAAGCUACGGAAGUUGUUCCGUCACGUGCGCUACCGGAAGUAAACAGAGAAGCAGAUCGUGCAAUAAUCCAUCACCACAGCACAAUGGCGCGGAUUGUGCGGGUUCGAGCACAAGUUCCACAAGCUGUAGUGCAGGAGUAUCCUGUCCUACUGACGGCGGGUUCACAAACUGGGCAUCGUGGGGCUCAUGCUCAGUUACUUGUGGUGGAGGAACUUCACAGAGGAGCAGAUCUUGCACAAAUCCUGCACCAGCCCAUAACGGCGCAGACUGUGUAGGGGACACAACUCAGAGCAAGAGCUGUAAUACUCAGGCAUGCCCCAGUCAGUAUAAUUCUAUGAUUGUUUCCCUUCUACCAUUCCGUCUAAAGUCAAGUACCGAAAUUUGGCGUGACAAAGAGGAGCUGGGUAGUCCUUUCUGGGAUGUUGUGGUUCUGACGGCAGCUGAUGAAGCUCAGAAAAAUGUGUACGAGAAACAGCUAGAAUACAAGUACCAAAGACAUGAACUACCACUUGAAGUAGAAAUUCUCGUAGUAGCUGAUCCUACUGGCCCCAAAAUUGGAAAUGGAGGAUCAACUAUUGUAUCACUUGAGGCACUGUAUGAGAAGUUUGGUGAGAAACUGUUUGAGUACAGAGUGUUGCUCAUUCAUGCUGGAGGCCAGAGUCAAAGAAUGCCCAGUGCAAGUGUACUUGGGAAAAUUUUCUCCCCAAUACCAAGAGGAAAUCCAAUUUACCAAAUGCUGGACAUCAAAUUGGCUAUGUUUUGUCCACUCAUCGUGAAAAUGCCCAAAGGAGUGUUUGUAACAUGUGCAGAUGAUUUUCUAGUGUAUAAUUUAGGGGAAAAACAUGAUGAUAUCAAGUUUUCAGAGACUGGAUUUACAGCUCUAGCCCACCCAUCAAGCCUUGCUGUUGGUACGGGUCAUGGUGUGUAUGUUAUUCAAGACAGUAAGAAAGUCAAUCCAAAUGUCCCACUUCAGGUGUGUGAGUGCCUUGAAGUUUUACAGAAACCAAGCGAGGUUGUGAUGUAUAAGAAAGGAGCUGUGCUCAGGUCAAACAAUCUCAAAUUUGCCAACGGAAUUCAUGUUGAAGGUAAAGCUGCCUAUACAGACAGUUCAUUUUUCUUUGCCCAUGACGUCAGCAAGAAGUUACUUGCAUUUGCAGAAGAGAAUGGACCCCUGUCCUGUGAAAUUGAUGCUUACGGAGAUUUUCUACAAGCGUUAGGUCCUAGAGCAACUUCUGAUUAUAUCAACAAUACCUCAAAUGUAAGCACAGUAACACCGGGUCUGUAUGAAACACGGAAAAAAGUAUUCAAUCUUCUAAACAAGUCGAAUAUAACUCUCCUAGUUAUGAAUUGUUCCAAGUUUAUACACAUUGGCACAACAAAGGAGUACAUUGAAUACUUCUGCUGUGAUGAUACAUUUCAAGCAGAGAUGGGGCUUGAAAAAGAUGUUUUCAACUUGUGGACCAAGAAUGGCGGUCAGAAUCCACCAGCUCUCAGAUCUGGAUCAGGUGACACUUCCGACCAGCCAACACCACCUAAGUGCUUGAAGCUUUCAGAUACGAGCCUUGGUUGUGUGAUGCACAGCUACCUCCCAACAGAAUCUUGUGUAUCAGCUACAGCAGUCAUUGAGUUUUGCUCUUUCAGUGUUCCAGUUAAAGUUGGACAGUGUUGUAUUCUUAGCAAUUGUGAGUUUAAAGCAGAUAUCAGGGUCAAAGAUUUAGAAGGAAAAACUCCUUUCUUAGUAGAAUACAUGAAUACUGUGCAGACACUAGAGUUCCCAAAUAAUCUCUUUUUGCAUACAGUUCCAAUCAGAGAAGAGGGCCAGACUAAAUUUGUGACUGUCUUCUUUGAUAUAAAAGAUAAUUUGAAGAAAGAAGCACCUGCAGGUGAUGUCAAGCGACUGCCAUUCCUAGGAAAACUUGUGGAAGAUUAUACAGCUGUGACUGGUACAGAUCUUGCAUUAGUGGCUCCUGACAACGUUGACACUAAAGUUAAUCUCUGGUACACGAAUCUGUUCCCUGUAACAGAUGAUGCUAGUGAAUCUCUUCUUUUGGCAUUAAAAUGUGUGAAUGCAGCAAAAACUGAUAAAACUGGAGCAAUAACCUUGACCUCAGUUAGAUUGGUUUCCAUGGCAACAGUACUAAAGGAAAAAGAUUUAGAGGCAAUGCUUAAUAGGAGGAAUGUACUGUACAAUACCAUCAAAUGUGAUAGAAAUGUUAGUCCUCAAUAUUGAUAAAAAAAUGUGAUUUAUGAUAUUUUGUUACAAUGCAAACCAUGGUUUGAUGCAUGUAUUGUGGUAAAAAAGAAACAGCUGAUAGUUUAUACUACAUAUAUUAUACCCGAUUUGUCACUAGUUAGCUGCCAAUGUAAAGUUCAGUGUAUUCUUAAUGUCUUCAUUUCUGUUCAAUAAUUGGUCUAUUUUUAGCAAAAAAAUAUACCGGUUUACUGUCAGUGCACCAACACCAUUUUACAUUUUACCAUUCGAGACCAUUUCAUGAAUUUGCUGGCUCUGCAUAUCUAAUAGAGUGGGAUUAGUUGAUUGUUUUUUUGUUUUUUUUUUGAAAAAAUUCAUUUAACUUCUGAAAAGGGCAGAUUGUUUUUUGUCUAUUUUUUUCAGUGUAGUAAAACAAAUGGCACAUUGUCUUUCAACAGACAGUAAUAUUGUCGGUAAUUGGAGAAAUAGUGUCAGCUUCAGCUCCAGCCUGGGUGACAAUAUUGUUCUUACGUUGACAGUAUUUACUGUUCCAAGAAAAGCAGUUUUAUUAUAUCAAACAACCAAGGCUUUCAUGUGGUUUAUUGACUGAUUUACCACAGUUCAGAGUCCAAAAUCUAAUAUAUAGCAAUUGAACCACAGAGAUUUUAAAUGUACUAGUAUAUGCAUCUUAACAAUGAACUUUAGGUAGUUCUGCACGUUUGAUAAACCAGAAGUGAUGGCGUAAUGUCAUUUUUCCAGGAAACAUAGAAUAAAGCCUGGAUUUGGGGUACAGAAAUGAAAAUCAUUUUAUGAAUUAAUGGCAAUCCGUGAGUAAAUUGAUUACAAUGGUACUGUUACUAUAUUUCUAAAAUUAAUGUAUGAUAUUAAAACAUCUGAGGCGUUAAAUGAUUAAAAAUAAUGUCUUAAAUUAUCUUGAAAUGUAUGGUUCACUUAAGUUUGGUCAAAUAGCUCAAAAAUAAGCACACAGACCUAUUUUACCAUAUUAUCGACCAUAUAUUUAAUUACGUUGAUGAGAAGUUUCAUUAAAAUCUACAUUCUAGAAAAAUUUAUAUUCACGAAAAUGUUAUGAAAGUUGUGAUUUUCCGAUAGACUCCCAUUAUGAGAAAAUGCGUGAGGUCCAAAUUUUUCAAAUCAGUCUAGCAAAAAAUCAAGCACACGACCCUAUCAUUUUUAUUUGCUGAAUUUUCUAAGUAUAUUCUGAAAUUUUGAAAAAUCAGGGUUAAAUCAAAUUCUGCAUUGUAGAAAAUUCUUUGAUCCAAACGUGCAGAACGUCUCUCUCUGUGUUUAAAUGACAAUCAAGUACACUCAUGUUAGAAUCAUAUACUACUGUACCAAUAAAACAAUUCAUCUUUGCAGAAAUGUUUUUAACAACUGUUCUAACUGUACAGUUUUGUUUUUGUUGAAACAUUUUAUAUCUGUGUCAAAUAUUAACAUAAUAAUUAUUUCAGUGAAAAUUGAACACAAGAUUGAAUGAUCAUACAUUUUGAAUAAAACGUAAAAAUGAUAGUAAUCGGAAUAAAAUUCAUUAAACUACAACAGUUACAAUAAGAUUACACUAACAUGAAAAGUCAUGUAAUGAGUGCGUCAUUGUGCUGGCACCUGUGCAGUAAUUAGUGUCUUCUGAAAUAUUAAAUAACUUCUUAUGCCUCCGCCAUAAAAUGUGGGGGGGGGGGGGGCAGUGCAUAUAGUGUUACCCCUGUCCGUGUGUGUUUGUGUGUUUGAGAAAGGGUGGUGUUCAUGUCCGGGCCAUAACUUUGACAUGCAUGGUCCGAUAUCAGAAUAGUUUGACACAUAUGAUAAGCAUGGAUAGAUGAUGUGUCUUGCGCAAAACCAUUUCACUAGCUCAAAGGUCAAGGUCACAGUCCUUGGUUGAACAUAGCCAAUUUUCACUACAUGUAUACUCAUAAUGUGGUCUUUGUGUCCGGUCCAUAACUUUGACAUGCAUGGUCCGCUUUCAAAAUAAUUUGACACAAAUGAUAAGCAUGGAUAGAUGAUGUGUCGUACGCAAAAUCAUUUCACUAGCUCAAAGGUCAAGGUCACAGUCCUUGGUUGAACUUAGCUCAAAGGUCAAGGUCACAGUCCUUGGUUGAACUUAGCCAAUUUUCACUACAUAUACAGAAUACUUAAUUUUCUAGUUUUCCUACAAUUUUUUUUUUUGUAAAUAAAUAGGGCCAAGUUUGUAAACAGUACCAUGCCUGUGACCUUUCUCAUGUUGCGGGGGCAUGCGUGUCUAUGACACAUUUCUAGUUUAGCAAUACUUUGCAGUAGAAACGUGUACAUUAUGAUUUACAUCAUUCUGUGUGUUUUAGAUGAACUGCAGUCAUAAGGACCCUCAAUACCGAUGCACUUCCUGUGACUAUUUGAUUGUUUGCAUACACUUUAUUCAUUUAACCUGCCAACUAUUACAUCAGCGUAUUAAUAGUGUGAAAUUAUUAAUAUUCAUGUGGGACUAAUUUUCAUUGAUUUCACGGUUGCAUUAGUCCUAGAAAUUUAAUCCCAACAAACAGUUAUUCACGUCCCAACGAAAUAACCAUUUUUGAAGAAACCACAAAAUUUUAUACCCAUGAAGUAAAAUGAUUCCACAGUAUUCUGUUAGGACAAUUUGACUUGUAGUAUACUGUAAAAGCACAUAUUUUCACUGGGUCAAAAUUUUGCAAUUUUGAAAAUUUGAGUAUGUUCGCGAGGUUUAACAUUCGCGAAAUUGUAAAAAUGGUGUCAUACUUGAAUUUGAAUUACAUGACAUCUAAUCAUAUAUGUAAUACAUUGUGUACUAAUGGUGAAUAUUUACUUGAGGAUUAAUGUUUGCGAGAUAAAGGGCCUCCGGAAUAUAGCGAAAGUUAAACCCUCGCAAAAAUUACUGCUUUUACAGUAUGUAUAAGGAAUAAACUGUAGCUAUUCAGACUGCAAGAAGCCUUUGUACCGGAUUUAUACAAUGAUGCUUAACAUAUGUACUACAGUGUGUGUUAUGAAAUUUUGUCUCCUUGUAAGUUGUUACAGAAUAUUCUAAUCUCCAUUAAUCAGGGAAAUGUUUUGUAUUAGUUUCUUUGUUUUGUGUUAAAAUAUAGAUUGGAAACAAUUUCCCAGUGAUUGUUAAACAUUGUUACACAAUUAUGAUAUAAAGAAUUUAUUUUAUUUA
This is a messenger RNA of Mercenaria mercenaria, 5562 nucleotides long. Its product is annotated as fucose-1-phosphate guanylyltransferase-like. Lineage: Eukaryota; Metazoa; Mollusca; Bivalvia; Venerida; Veneridae. The transcript has 6 exons. The coding region runs from base 549 to 2444 and encodes 631 amino acids. Gene Ontology annotation, molecular function: transferase activity, transferring phosphorus-containing groups. The record is from RefSeq and is a predicted model, not a curated record.